AUGCCUCGGAUAAAGAAGCGAUGGCAUAAUCUCUCGGUAGACCCCAGUCUGCUUUGUGAUGGUCUCGUGGGAUUGGAAAUAUGUGAGGCUCCACAGCUAGUAUGUCCGCAGCUGGAGUCUCCACAGAAAAGAAGGAAAAAGGCGAGUGUUACAGAGGCGGCACAUGAUGACGUUUCUGACCAGGUUCCUUUCGACCCGGAUGAAGCGGUCUUCGAGUUCGACGAAGCGGAUAGGUUGAUAGCUGAGAGCGAGAAGAAGUCGUCUGGUUUGGUGCCGAAGAAGAAGGAUGAGGUACGGCGUGGUGAGGUACGGCGUGGUGAGGUUUUGUUGCCAGAGGUGGACAUAGAGAGGGAGUUGAUGGCGGAUUGGUUGACAUGGUCUUUGGACAGUUUGGAGGGGGUAUUAAGUCCAGUGAUGAAGGGUAAAGUGUUAGGAGCUAGUCGGGGUCUAGAGAUACCGAGUGUUAUUUUGCGUAAUUUGAAGGAGAUGGGUUGGUUGGCACCUACGGCUAUCCAGCGCGCAGUGAUACCGUUAGCGACGGUGUGCCGAAAGGAUGUGUGCAUAGCAAGUGAAACUGGUAGUGGUAAGACUGGUGCCUUCGCGUUACCUUGUUUGAUACACAUGUUGUCGCUUUGGGUGAGUUGUCCAGAAGCAAAGGAGAGCGGUCUGGACACAAUUGUUUUAGCACCGACCCAUGAGUUAGCCCGCCAAGUCAAUGACGUUUUACUGGACUUGUGUAGAGGACUAGAGGUACGCACUGAGUUGGUGGUCGGUGGCAUAAUGGUAGAGAAACAGCAAAGGCGUUUAACUAAGAAGAGACCAAACAUAAUUAUCGCCACGGUCGGCAGACUGCUGGCCUUGCUGAUGGGCGAUGAAGACCUGAACAUAGAUGCUAACCCUUACCUCUCCGACCUGUCCACCGUUCGCCAUCUCAUUGUCGACGAAGCAGACCGAAUGUUCGAGACUGGAAAGACCAAGGACAUGCAGAAGAUACUACAGAAAGUUCAAUCAGACAAAGCAACCUCUGGAAACCAAACAACUUGCCAAUACCUGAUUGCCUCAGCCACCCUUACACUUGCUCACGACAUGCAUCGGACCGUGGAUCGUCAGACCGUGGAUCGUCAGACCGUGGAUCGAGUCAAGGCUACACAAUCAAGUGAAAUAUCCGACGGCCAUCCGAGCGACACCAAAAACAAAAUCAACGCCAUGGACAUCAUACCGUUCCGUACCAAGGACACUGAAAUUAUUGACUUAACGACCAAUGAAUUCAAACAACAAAUCAAGGCCGUCCAGGAGCUGCAAUUACCCCGCGGGAUCGAGGUCUACAGCGCCGUGGGGAACUACAGGUCCAAAUUCAGAUAUCUAUACACCAUCAUAACAAGAUACUUUGCCAAGCACUUCGCUGAAAAAUCGGUCGUCAAAAUAAUUGUGUUUGCAAACACGAUCGAUUUCGCCAAAAAGCUGUGCAAAUUCGCAAAACUUGUCUGCAAGGAUUGCGCGGCUAAGGGCGAUGGCCGUGAAUAUGUGCUGAGGAAAUCUACUUCGUCGAAUAAGUCCACGGCAAUGAAAUAUGUGCCCAUUAACCUUCUUGUCGCAGGAAAUGCCGCUGAGAUGAAAGAGAAGAACGGCAGUCGCAAGAUCGCGGCCUCGUCAGUUGUGGAGAGUAGUUCGACGCUUAGUUCAGUGGCUCAUACAGCGGUGAUGUCCGAGACGGACUCGUCGCCGUCUGAAUCGACGGUGACGUCUGGCGCAGCCUCAGAGUCUGAUGAAGGUUCAGAGUUUGAUGGAGAGUCGCCGUGCGACGCUGCGUCGGUCGCUGCGUCCUUACCUAACGAAGAGUCGGGUGUGGCGUCGGGUUCCGAGACGCUGGUUGAUGCGUUUAGAAGGUUGCAUGUGUUAAGUUUGCAUUCACAGCAGAAGCAGAGCAAGAGGUACGAGGUCUUUGAGAAGUUUAACCGUCGCGGUGAAAGUGGGGUCUUGUUUGCGACCGACAUCGCGGCUCGAGGCUUGGACUUUCCGAACGUGGAUUUGGUGGUCCACGCGCAGGUACCUCGGAGUCUGCAGACGUUUGUUCACCGCAGUGGAAGGACGGCGCGCGGAGCGCAGUGUAAAGGCACGGUAAUAACGUUGGCUCAGAAAGAAGAAGUGGAGAGGUAUAACAAAAUCACGAAGGGGCUAGUCGUCCAGCCUCUAAGCUCUAGUCCAAUAGGGGCAAUGAAUUACGACGCGUCCCAGGUACAUGACAUUGCCGAGAAGGCGGAGUAUAUCGAGUCGCAACAAUUCCGGUUAACAAAGACUCUUAAAGCGCGUGAGUGGAAGAAAAAGGCGCUUGAGGAAGCCGAAUUAGUAGACAGUGAUAUUGAGCAAGAAGAGUUUCUAUUAAGGAAAAAUGGAACUAAAGCUAACCUCACCCAUAGCGAAUAUUCUCAGAUGCAGGAAUUGAAUAAAGAAAAGGCGAUCCUCGACCGCCUGAAAUCUGCGGACCUCCUAUUACUUAACAACAAAAUGUCUUCUGAAACCAAAAGGACCUGA
Gregarina niphandrodes is the source of this 2532-nucleotide messenger RNA. RefSeq names its product helicase. Gene Ontology annotation, molecular function: ATP binding; nucleic acid binding. NCBI's taxonomy places the organism in Eukaryota, Apicomplexa, Conoidasida, Eugregarinorida, Gregarinidae. The record is from RefSeq and is a predicted model, not a curated record. Bases 1 to 2532 code for a protein of 843 amino acids. The transcript has 2 exons.